GUCAUAACGCGAGAGACUUUCGUUGUGAACGGACGUAUCAAAAGUUUUGUGCGUUCCAGAAGAAUAUUGACAAUAAUAAAUUGUUCAACACCGCAAAAAAAUUCAAAAAACAUAGAUUGCUGACUUUAGCAUGGGAACUUGGCGGACAUAGUACUACUAUAACUAGUUAAAAUACGUGUUGCAACAACAACACAGCGUGCGUGAUCUUGUAGCGUAACCUCCCCCUUCCCUUUGCCCUCUCACAACAAGCAGCUGUUGUGUUUGCUGUCUUUAAGCGCGUAAUAAUAAUCGUCGUCACUUAAACAGAAAUAGAAACGAGAACACAACGUUUCUCUCUAGUUUGUACAAUACAAUAAUUAAAUAAAUGUGCGCGUGUUAAAAAAGUUUCCAAAACGCAACAACAACAACAACAAGUGGAAAUACAACUACUACAACAACGGGAAGUGCUCGCGGUCGCUCAACAAGUGUGUUACAACAACAACAACAGCAACUGGGAUUAUCUAAUAAACCAAUAAAUAAUAUAUUUAUUUUCGAGUCUCCUCACACAACACUUCCUCUUCCAAUAAUAAAAUAAAAAAUAGGCAGCCAAGCAUAAAUAUUAAAUUUAAACAAUUCUCGUGUUGCGCCUGCCAGUCAAGUGUAUUUGUGUGUGUGUGUGCGCGUGCAUGUCUCUGUAUGUGUGUGUGAAUCGAGCUAUACAGCGAGCAACAACAACUACAGCAGCAACAAUACGGCAACGUCAACAACACGCAAUUGCUGUGAGCGCGACGGAGACAGCAACAGCGUGAGUCAUAAAAGUGAAAUGAAAAUGCGGAUAAAGAGAGAAGCGCCGUGUCUUCUGUUAUUUAUGCCAAUCCCAAAUAACAAUAAUAACAACAACAACAACAAUCGCAUUGGUGCUAAUCACAAGGACUAUCCUAACAACAAGCGCUCCAGGGAGAAUCUGGCAUGUGACGAGCAGCUGACAACGGCGACGGCGUCAACUAUGAAUGGUGGCAGCAGCAAUGGCGGCGGUGGCCGAACGCCGCCGCUCAUGCGCAGCUGCUCCAGUCCGGCGGUAUACGAUAUCGAAACACAUCCUGCUUCGCCAGUAUUUCCACAUCUGCUGCUGGGCAAUGGCCGCGAUGCAAACGAUCCCAGCAGCGUGGGCGCCAAUUGUGUCCUCAAUGUUACCUGCCAGAGUCCCAGCGAGGGUCACCUGCAGGGUCUCAAGUAUAUGCAAAUACCUGCCAGCGAUACACCCCAUCAAAAUAUCAAACAAUAUUUUCAGGAGGCAUUCGAUUUCAUUGAGGAUGCACGCAAAACUGGUUCCCGCGUCUUGUUGCAUUGUCACGCCGGGAUCUCUCGCAGCGCCACCAUCGCCAUUGCCUACGUCAUGCGCUACAAGUCGCUGUCGCUGCUGGAGGCCUACAAGCUGGUGAAAGUGGCCCGACCCAUCAUCUCGCCCAAUCUCAACUUUAUGGGCCAACUGCUCGAGCUGGAGCAGAGUUUGCGCAAGAGCGGCGUGCUCGCUCCCGCCCCCGCACCCGUCUCACCCGCCAGCCACGCCCCCCACACAACAGUAACUGCUACAACAACAGGAGCAGGAGCAACAACUAGUCAACUGGUGGAGCAACCCGAACAGGAGGCAGCUGAAUCGUUGCCACGUGCCCCAGUCGUGUCGCAUUGCAAAUCCAAAUCGGACAGCGAGGCCAUGGACGAGGAUGAGUACGACGAUUACGAUGAUGUCGAUAGCGGGGCUGGCAGCUUUGCCGGCAGCAAUUGCUCCUCACGCCUCACCUCGCCACCCAUCACGCCCGACGAGACGCCCUGCACAUCUUCGGCGGCUGCCGCGCCAGUCGCGGAUCUGGAUUCGCCGUGCUCCAACAGCAGCAGCGGCGUAUACUCGCUCUCCAGAUCGCGCAUCUUUUGCUCAGGCAGCAGCAGCAAUAACAGUUAUGAAGUCGCUUCAAGCACAAAUAAUGCACCGGCACCUUCUACACCUGCAUUGCUGUCGCCAACAAGGCCGCUGGCGGUGUUUAAGCGCAAUUCACCCGCCAAGCUGAGGCUCAAUCUGGACUCAAACUAUCCGCCAAUCAUACCAAAAUCCGUAUCCUGCAUAUCCAUACGCAGUCCGCUGCCGAGCGAUGCGCCAGCCACGCCCAUUUGCGAGACGUUGCCCCCCACAACAGCAACGGGGACGUCAAUGGAUGAGCAGCUGGGAUUGGCCACAUCGAGUGGGAGUGAUUGAUGCACAUGGAGCAGGAGGAGGCGGCGACGACGACGACGGCACAGGCGGGGAAAGAAGCGUUGUCCGCCGUAAUGCUGUGAAUAAGAAACUAAACAUAAAAUUGCUGUUGCAAAUUUGUAUUUUUAUAUGAUUGAGAAUGAUGGUUGAUUGAUUGAUUGAUUGAAUGGACAUUGUCAAUUUUGUACCUAAAAACGCAGACAGCAGCAUCAAGAUUGGGGCAACAAAACAAAACAUAACAAACAACAGAAAUGAGCAUAAACAGAAUAUUUAGUCUAAUUUGUAAUCUUAAAUAUCUUUUGUAAUGUAUUUUAGACCCCCAAAAACAAAACUACUAAAAAAAUUAUACAAAAAAAUGAAAAUAUACAAAAUGAUUAGAAAUGAUAUGGGAAAACAAAAAAUGAUGACAAAAAAUGUAACCACAAAGUUUAAUGCCGAUCUGGCGCGAUCUUGUGCUACUAUUAUUAUAAAUUGUUUAAACACACCUCGUAAUGUUUAAUUUAGUAUAAUUUUGUCGUGCAUAGUCAGUAAGCCAAUCUUAACUAUCCUGUAUAAAAGUAUAUACAACAAAUAAUCAUUACAAUGAAAUUUUUGAAUGAAACCGCAGCACUGCAAAAGAUUUCUGCAACCUUGCCACACAGAACGAAACCCCCUCACAUAAAAAAAAAAUCCAAAACCGAUUACUGUAUAUCAAAACUGUUCUAAGUUUUAUGAAAAGAAAACAAUUACUACCUGUACCCCAGCCAUCUACGCACACACACACUCACACUUUACAAACUAUUAUACUAUAUAUUGUAUGUAUGUAUUUAAAUUUCUUGAAGUGAGCAAGCAACAAUAUUGUUUGGUUUUGUGUUUGUGUUUUUCUAGUUUUAGUUAUUUAUAAAAACAGUUGCGAAAGAGAGAGCGAGAGAACGAGAGUUGAAUGCAAUCCGAUUCAUUUGGUUUUAGUCCUUAAGUCUUUUAAGUUAAGGUUAUAGAUGUGCGUUAAGUAAAAAGAAACAACAUAAAAAACGUAACCAAA
Molecule: messenger RNA, 3248 nt
Organism: Drosophila nasuta
Lineage: Eukaryota; Metazoa; Arthropoda; Insecta; Diptera; Drosophilidae
Gene: puc
Product: dual specificity phosphatase puckered
Exons: 4
Coding region: 803-2230 (475 amino acids)
Biological process (GO): negative regulation of MAPK cascade; peptidyl-tyrosine dephosphorylation
Cellular component (GO): cytoplasm; cytosol
Molecular function (GO): MAP kinase tyrosine/serine/threonine phosphatase activity; MAP kinase tyrosine phosphatase activity; protein tyrosine/threonine phosphatase activity
Source: RefSeq, a predicted model, not a curated record